CGGCAACGCUCUACAACUGUUGUCAUAAUGAAGUUUCUUAUACUAGUCUGUGCGGCUCUGUUCGCAAUUAAUACUGUCGAAACAACUGCAAAGAAAACCAAAGGAGUGGUAGUAGGUUACUUCAAUGCUGACGCGCAGGACCGCCCUGGAAUUGGAAGUUAUGGGAUCGAGAAUAUACCUUUUAAUAAGUUCACGCAUCUGAUAUGGGCAUUCAUUGGACUUACACCUGACACCUUUGAAGUCCAGACGACCGAGAGGGGCGUGAAUGGUGGAUACGAGAAAUUUACGUCUAUGAAGGAGCUUCAUCCCAAUUGCAAAUUCAUGGUGUCCAUAGGUGGUUGGGACGAUGGUGGAGCGAAAUAUUCGAAGAUGGUUUCCACAAGUGAAUUGAGAGCUAACUUUAUUAAUAGUUUAAUUGAAUUCAUGGACCUAUACGGCUUUGAAGGUUUUGAUCUGGACUGGGAAUACCCUGGUGCAGCCGAACGAGAUGGCGUGCCAGAAGAUAAACAGAACGUAGUUAGUUUUCUUCGAGAAUUGAGACAAGCCUUUAAAGAUCACAAUGAAAAUUGGGUUAUAACGAUGGCUGUACCAAUAACUAAAACCAGGCUCGAAUUAGGAUAUGAUGUACCUGCAAUUUGCGAAUUAGUCGACCUGGUCCACCUCAUGACAUACGACCUCCACGGGAACUGGGACGGUAAGGCCUAUAACCACGCUGUCUUCCAGGGACGACCAACAGACCCUGCCGACUUUAAAAACAUUAAUGUGGUAGAUGGACUUCAACUAUGGGAGGAUGAGGGUUGCCCUGCAUAUAAGCUCGUGGUCGGCAUUCCAUUCUACGGCCGAUCCUAUGUCCUUAAAUCUGCUUCUUCACAUGAUAUUGGUGCAGACUUAGACCAAGCAGCUGGCGGUGCUGACCCUGCUCCCUACACCAAUGCUAGAGGAUUGUGGGCAUAUUACGAGAUUUGCUCAAAGUUGCAAGAUGAAGAAGGUUGGACCAGGGUUUGGGAUACUUACGGAAAGGGUCCCUAUGCUUACAAAGACAACCAAUGGGUAGGCUACGAUGAUCCGCAAAGUUUGAAAGUCAAAAUGCACUUAAUCAAACAAAAGGGUUACGGCGGUGCUAUGACCUGGUCCAUUGAUAUGGAUGACUUUAACGGAAUAAGUGGGAAAAAGAAUCCAUUGCUUAGUAUCAUGCAUUCUUCCAUGAAGGACUAUAUUGUGCCCAAACCUAAACCGGCUACUAACCCAGUUAGCCGGGUCUAAUAAAAA
Bicyclus anynana (squinting bush brown) is the source of this 1269-nucleotide messenger RNA. RefSeq names its product endochitinase. Gene Ontology annotation, cellular component: extracellular region. The record is from RefSeq and is a predicted model, not a curated record. Gene Ontology annotation, biological process: carbohydrate metabolic process; chitin catabolic process. Lineage: Eukaryota; Metazoa; Arthropoda; Insecta; Lepidoptera; Nymphalidae. Gene Ontology annotation, molecular function: chitin binding; chitinase activity. The coding region runs from base 28 to 1263 and encodes 411 amino acids. The transcript has 9 exons.